AUGGGCCAAAACCAAACCAUACGCUCUCACCUUCAACGGCAAUACAAUGCUGUCAAAAAAUCGGACAAGAGAGAUUAUUUGGUGAUCGAGGAGGCGAAAAAGUUACAAUCUUUGGAUGAGUAUCCGAUUGAUUUUAAAAAGUUAGCAGUCUUGUUCAUGUUGGAUUUUGAUAAGAAUGGAAAAUUCAGUUUGGAUGAUUUGAUGAAAUUUACGGAUUGGUGUGGUACGGUAACGGAACAUUUAAAAACGGAUCAACAGAGUUUUAAAAGUGAAUUACAAGCACAGUGUACUCUACACAUGUGGAAGCAAAUUAACACUGCACGAAAUGGCAAGCAAGUAUUUGGGGAUUGGUUUGUUCGUGUAUUUUCGGUUGGACAUAUCGUAAAAUGUCCCAAAUAUCCAAAGACUCACUGGGUGAGUAUUGACACGGCAAGCAUUAUCCAUGAGUUAUUGUCAAUCAAAGAGUUGUAUGGCAUUUCAUGUCAAGAGUUGAUUAAUUUGAUGCAAUCGGUAGGGGAAGAAAAAGGUCUCAUGUCACUCGAUGACGAAGAAUUAGAUGAAGUCAUUCCUACGGAUGUCAUUCAUGAUUUUGCUGUCUCGUUCAUCACUGGUUUUUUGAACAUGAUGAGCUCUCUUGGAUUCUCUCCCGAAAAGUAUUUGACGACAGCGGUGGCUGUGAUGGAUUCCACAAAACCUUCUGUGGAGAGUACUACGAACAAUAACGAUAACACCACUAAUACUUGCAGCAUCAAUACCGUCGUUUCCGAUUCAAAGACUUCCAAUGUAGAAAAUCCUUCGACACUUUCGUCAUCUACGAACAGCACAUCAACAAAUUCUAUGCCUUUCAAGUUGGGCAUUCCAAAACUUAAUAUUGCAAAUUCUCAAACAACAGCACAGCCGAGCCUAAACGCCACAACAACCAGUGCAAACAGUGACAGUUAUUCAAGUGAUGACGAUGACGACAGUGAAGAUUUGGAAUCUCCAUCCAACACAAAUAAUGCGUCAAAGCCGAUAAUACCAUCGUUGUCACUGUCACUCAACAACACAACUCCUGCUCUCUCGCUGAAAAUCAAGCCAAACACUACCACCCAGCAACCCAACUCAUCCAAAGCUGUAGAAUCAAACACUUCCUCUGCUCUUCCAUUCACAAAAUUAGCUCUACCCAAAAUCAAUGCUUCUCCCACGAUGGAACCUCCACAAGAUCCAAACAUGAUCAACAAAUCUCCUCCAAAUCUUAACAUUUCUACACCUCCCAACACAUUCACCACUUUGUCUCCCAAUGCUUCUGCUUUUCUUCUUCCUGAACAAAACAACUUGGAAAAAAUGGGAGAGUCAGGACUCUCUGAUGACGAAUUAAGUGAAAGCGCAGAAAGUGACAAUAGUGACGAUGAUGAUAUUGACAUUGCUUCUCCUCGCAAAACUCCACAAAUUCAUCCUGCCUUGCUGCUUCCCCAAGUUUCAAAUGUUUCUACUGAAACAGUCAAGCCGAAAACUACCCUUUCCAUAAAGUCUUCCGUACCCUCAACACAACCAUCAUCCGAUGAAGUUUCGGUGAAUGGAAUUUCGAUGAAAAAGCUCAAAUUCUAG
Molecule: messenger RNA, 1587 nt
Organism: Naegleria lovaniensis
Lineage: Eukaryota; Heterolobosea; Eutetramitea; Acrasida; Naegleriidae
Exons: 1
Coding region: 1-1587 (528 amino acids)
Source: RefSeq, a predicted model, not a curated record